UAGGCGAAUAAAAUACCUUGAAAAGAUGAAGUCUAGCAUUCGAGCAGUCACGCAUCUAGAUAUCAAUAUAACCCAUUUAUAUGAAAUUGCAAACCCAUUUAAUUGCAAUACAAAUUUUAAUUUUUAUUUUGUGUACUUUACAACUACCACCCUUUUAAGAGGCUUCACCUUGACGUUUAUGUCAAAACACUUGCAUGAAUGUUGACAAUUAAUUUAAUUAAAACUCAGAAAACAAAAAAGAAUGUGCUCUAGUCCGACGAAUUUUACAAUUAAGGAGGACUCUUCCGACAGCAACAUUGACCCAGAAGCGCUGUGUAAUGACCUCAUCGGCAACAUUUUAAAGGAGUACCCUAAAAGAGGAAUCCGUGAAGAGUCCGAAUCCCUUUCAUCCUCACUGGUAGGUCUUCCAUUGAGAAAAUGCAAGAGUAGCGUAGACCGUCGUCUGGAGUAUUGGAAAAAUAUGCUCAUCCAACGGCGGAAGCUGCAAGAAAAACUUCGGAAGGAAACGGGAAGAUCUCCAAAUCAGUUAAUAUUUACUCGUGAGAAUGGAAUAGUGAAACUGUCGGUAAAAGGCUUCGCAGAGGUAGUGGGACUACCGAAACAUUCAGGUGCUAAACUCUCUCUCUCUAAGAAGAAUUGUUUGGCAGAGUCACUUCCGAAUAUCUGUAACCUGGAGGUGGUCGGGAGAAGCUACAAGGAGUGUCAGAAGGCACUGAUCACUGUUCCAAGCCUCAAAACCACUAUUAAGUCUGAUGAAAGGUCGAGCGGCGGAGACGAGGUCGUGCAAUCGAUUCAGCCAACCCAACAACCGACGAGUGGUCCGGGGGUUCGUAUCAACGGAGUCCACUACUGGCCACGCGUUCCGGAGUUCUCACCAGUUGUUGAUCGGACCUUCACCUGCAAUCCCUUCCUUCGCCACCUGCGCACCAUCGUUCGAAUCGAAAACUGCGGCAGCCAGAAGCUGCACCUCAGCUGGCACCAGGUGAACUACUUUUCGAACAAUGACACCCUCAUGGAAACCGAGCCAGGAGACUUUGUGUUCGACGUUGGCCCCUUUGUACUUUUUCCAGGCGAAUUCCGAGAUGUCACGGUUCUCUAUCAACCGAGGUUCGUGGCGAUUGUAAAGCAACGCUGGCUGCUCUGCACCAAGCCACGAAUCUUCUUCUGCCGUCCAUUUGGCUUCACCUUGAACCUGAAUGGUCGCUGCACUCCACCCAAGGAAUACCUGGACCGUCUGGAUAUGGAGAAGAUACAGAUGAUGCCUUCUGAGCCUCAAGCUUAUAAGGUGAAGCCGAUUUCUUUCUUAUGUCCAUAUGAAAGGGAGCUUGAGGAGCGGGAAGUUUUCAACCGACGAAACAGAGGUUUCCGAUGCCGAAGGUACGAAGAUUUGGAGCGACUGAAGGCCUUUUCCAAGAAAAUGAAGUGCCCGUCAUCAAAUCCUUUCCCUUGGGACUACAGUGUGCACUCGCUCUUCCACCUGAUUAGUUGUGAUCAGGACACUGGGAAGCGUAUUCAGAACUUAUCAGAACUGACCCAGUUGCUCGACGACUUGCGUGGCCCAUCUCAGGUGCCAUUCUGCAGAGCUGAUUCACUUCUAAGAUUAAAGAAACGCUUCAACGCAAAGGUAAUUUAUGUGCGAGGAAUGCUCGCCAGUAGAUUGAAGGAAUGGGAAGAAAGGGUGCAUUGGCUUAGAUCAAGAACUACUAGAGGAGGCAACAAGGAAAGAAAGUUUUUCCUCGACUCCAUCUACAUCCACUUGUACGGACUGAUCUGCAGUGCGGUUGAGGAUGUUGUGUCGGUGAUCGAGAGCACAGCACAGAUUUAGCUGUCCUAAAC
This is a messenger RNA of Drosophila ficusphila, 1836 nucleotides long. RefSeq lists its product as uncharacterized. The transcript has a single exon. Bases 242 to 1825 code for a protein of 527 amino acids. Lineage: Eukaryota; Metazoa; Arthropoda; Insecta; Diptera; Drosophilidae. The record is from RefSeq and is a predicted model, not a curated record.